Suncus etruscus (white-toothed pygmy shrew) is the source of this 1183-nucleotide messenger RNA. It is a transcript of the gene TMEM26, whose product is annotated as transmembrane protein 26. Lineage: Eukaryota; Metazoa; Chordata; Mammalia; Eulipotyphla; Soricidae. The coding region runs from base 1 to 1107 and encodes 368 amino acids. The transcript has 6 exons. The record is from RefSeq and is a predicted model, not a curated record.
AUGGAGGGGCUCGUCCUGCUCAAUGCCUUGGCCACCCGGCUGCUCUUUGUACUGCAUUCGCUGGUCGGGGUCUGGAGGGUGACAGAGGUGAAGAAGGAGCCCCGAUACUGGUUGCUAGCGCUGCUCAACCUCCUGCUCUUUCUGGAGACCGCACUUACUCUCAAAUUCAAGAGAGGCAGAGGCUACAAAUGGUUUUCUCCGGCCAUAUUUUUAUAUCUGAUUAGCAUUGUUCCAUCACUAUGGCUUCUUGAAAUGCACCAUGAAACACAGUAUUGCAGUGGCCAAUCUGAAGGGGUGUCACAGAAUACCAGCAGCAAAGGAAACUUCAAUCAAACUUUGAAGUUAAGUGAACAAACCAAAGGAGGAGAUGAUCUCAUUGAAACAGCCAAAGUGUUUGUAAAUAAUUUAUCUACAGUAUGUGAGAAGGUUUGGACUUUGGGACUGCAUCAGACGUUCCUGUUAAUGCUAAUAAUUGGAAGAUGGCUUUUACCCAUCGGAGGUGGGAUCACACGGGACCAACUUUCUCAACUUCUCCUUAUGUUUGUGGGGACAGCUGCGGACAUUCUGGAAUUCACAAGUGAAACCCUGGAAGAACAAAAUGUAAGGAAAUGUCCUGCACUCGUUUAUGCAAUCCUUGUCAUAUGGACGUGGAGCAUGUUGCAGUUUCCACUUGACCUAGCAGUGCAGCAUUUCAUGUGCCCCUUAUCGGUGACAGCGAGGGGCUUCCCCAGCCUGUUCUUCAGCCAAUACAGUGCCGAUCUAUGGAACAUCGGCAUCAGCAUCUUCAUACAAGAUGGGCCCUUUCUAGCUGUGCGCCUCUUACUGAUGACCUAUUUCAAAGUCAUAAACCAGAUGUUGGUUUUCUUUGCGGCCAAGAAUUUCCUCGUGGUGGUGUUACAGUUAUACCGCCUUCUAGUGCUGACCCUGGAUGUCCGGGCUUCCUUGAAAAAUCAACCAAAAGUUCUGAAAGGAGAGCAGAGCUGUCUGGGCAAAUCUGUUGAGAGCGAUGUGUCCCCUGAAGACUUGGAGAGUAAUUCAAAGGAAGGCUUGGCUAUUCCUUUGCAGAUGUCACCAUUGAACUCCGAAAACUCUCAUUCCAUACCGUAAUUACUGACUGGUAGCACCAUCCGACUUGAAUGUUCGAUUUUUCAGUUCAUCUUAAGGACCCAAACUUUUUCUUUUU